Molecule: messenger RNA, 1473 nt
Organism: Penicillium canariense
Lineage: Eukaryota; Fungi; Ascomycota; Eurotiomycetes; Eurotiales; Aspergillaceae
Product: cytosine permease
Exons: 4
Coding region: 1-1473 (490 amino acids)
Biological process (GO): transmembrane transport
Cellular component (GO): fungal-type vacuole membrane; plasma membrane
Molecular function (GO): transmembrane transporter activity
Source: RefSeq, a predicted model, not a curated record
AUGAGCACCCUAUGGAACCACGAUGUGGAGAAGCGCGCGGCAGAGGGGCAACCAUCGCUCUUCGAAGACCACACAGGCAGCAUCCCCGCGUCGACCUGUGAAUACGGCAACUCGUGGUACGCCAGGGUUCAGCGAUUGGCCGGGAAGAUCAACGUUGAGCAACGCGGCAUCGAGCGCGUCCCCGAAGACGAGAGGAACGAUCGUUCGUACUGGAACAUUGGUUCAAUGUGGCUGGCGGCCAACAUGGUGGUCCCCUCGUUCACCAUUGGCGUCCUGGGGAAGCGAUUGUUCGGCAUGGGAUUCGUCGACGCGGCUCUCGUCAUUGUUUUUUUCAACGUGAUUGCCGUUCUGACCGUCUGCUUUUUCUCCAUUUUUGGAGCGGCCUGGGGGUUACGCCGAAUGGUCCUGUCCCGAUUCUGGUUCGGCUGGUGGGGCGUGAAGCUAAUCGCGCUAUUCAAUGUUCUUGCUUGUGUCGGCUGGGCAGCCGCCAACGUCAUUGGUGGAGCUCAAUUAAUCAAUGCGUUGAACCCAAAGGUGCCAGGUGUCGCUGGGAUUGUGAUCAUCGCAUUCUGCACGCUCCUCGCCGUGUUCUUCGGCUAUCGCGUUAUUCACGCGUACGAAUACUGGAGCUGGAUUCCAACUUUUAUUAUCUUUCUCGUCAUAUUGGGGGUCUUCGCCCAUUCCGGCGAUUUCAUCAACCUUCCAAUGGGAGCAGGGAACGCCGAAUUGGGCGCUGUGCUGUCGUACGGCUCUACGGUGUUCGGCUUCGGUACCGGCUAUACGAGCUUCGCGGCGGAUUAUACGGUCUAUCAACCCAGUAACCGCCCCCGACGCGCUGCUCUUAUCAAUGCAACGGCCCAUAAUGGCGGUGGCAACGCAUACCAAAAGGGGUAUGAUGAUGCUGGAGUAGGCGGACUUCUUGGUGCGCUUCUAUUCCCGCGGAUCGGGGGAUUCGGCCAGUUUUGUAUCGUUAUCCUUGCCCUGUCGAUCGUGGCGAACAAUUGCCCCAACAUCUACUCAGUCUCCCUCACGCUGAUGGUGAUGGGACAGUGGACCCGACAUGUCCCUCGCUUUAUCUGGACUGUGGUCGCAACUGGAGUAUAUGUUGCGAUCGCCAUCCCGGGAUACAGUCACUUUGAAGCAGUCCUGGAGAACUUUAUGCAUUUUAUUGGAUAUUGGCUUGCCAUCUAUGAAGGUAUUGCCGUGACCGAACAUAUUGUGUUUCGGAGGGGGUUUGCAGGAUAUCGACCUGAGGACUAUGAUAUGCGAGACAAGCUACCCCUGGGGAUCGCCGCAUUAGUUGCAUUCUGCUUUGGAGUUGCUGGAAUGGUAACUGGUAUGAGUCAGUCAUGGUAUGUCGGGCCUAUUGCUCGGUCAGCUGGUGGUGACGUUGGGUUUGAGUUGGGAUUCGCGUUCGCUGCAGUCUCAUUUGCUAUUCUGCGAACGAUUGAACUAAAGAUAUUCCAGAGAUAA